Molecule: messenger RNA, 993 nt
Organism: Ambispora gerdemannii
Lineage: Eukaryota; Fungi; Glomeromycota; Glomeromycetes; Archaeosporales; Ambisporaceae
Source: the annotation of a GenBank genome assembly
AUGUCUAGUGGCGAUGCUGGGGAUAACAAAAAUAGUAAUUACACUACCACAAAUUUGAAUCCGAUGAAAACUAUCGCAGAACAGGGUGAACGAUUAGUUAUUGAAAAUGCGUUUAUUAUAUCGUUUGAUGUUUUCUUACUGAUACUUUGUUUUGAUGUCCUAAUAGCUGUAAUCCUAAUUAAUUUCUUAAUGGCUGGAUACGCGUUAACUGAAAUCAUCGACAGCCGUCUUUUUCUAUCACGGAUAAUAUCAGCUGCAGCAGAUUACAAAGUCGACACCCAAAUAAGCUUCAAAUUCAAACACUUUUUUAUAGCAUACCUCUCGGUUUUAGCGUUUUUUCUGAUCGUGUUCACUUAUUUCGGGUAUAAACUGUAUAGAGAGUUUGAAUGGCAUGGGUUUCAUCAAACUGGGGCCGAUUCAGGAAUGCAAGCAAUGUAUAGAAACUAUUCGGUGUUUAGUCUGUUGGUUAAAUUGGAUUUCUUUUUUAUUUGGGGAUUCGGAAUUUUCUAUGCUUAUGAAAGCUACUUGAACUGGAAUAAAUCCGGUGACGCGAAUCCGACUGCAACAACUAUAUAUCUAACUGUGUUGGUUUUCCUGUUUCCGGUCAUCGCUACUUUGGGGUUCAUUGCGAUACGAAAAGAAAACAAAUCGUUAAUGUCUAUAUUUUUAGCAUACCUUUUUUUAAUACCUCCUGUUUUCAUUCUUGGAAUGAUUCAGACUCCGAUUAAACCGUGGGCACAGUUCAAAAAUCGUUCGCAGUAUAUAGAAAAAGGAUAUCAACAUCAUCAUAGAAGGAACAACAAUAAGGACAGGCCACAAAUGAUCUCUUUAUCGAGAUCACAAUCACCACUUCGAAGAGAGGAGGAAGAAGAGGUAACAUUGACAAUAACACCAUCCUCUGAUUCGAUAGCACAAGGACAACAAGUAGAACCACCAAAGAGAGAUAGUUCGGAGACAAUUGUUAGCGAUUCUGAGCGCAUGCAAUGGGAUUAA